GUUGUUUUUUAGUAGUACAUAAUUUCAAACGUACUUAUUUAAAAAUACAUAUGAAGUGAUUUUGUUAACCUUAAAUAAAAAAAAUGUCAAAAUAGUGUCAACAAAAUGAAAUGAAAUAAGUUAAAUAAUAUAGAUAAAAAUUAUUCACAUAGAUUUCGCAUCAGUGGGAGCAACGGCAACGGCAACGUCAGUCAGUCGUGUGUAGAAUGCGGGGUCGUGCGCGACUUUUGGUGCUACCGCUGCUGCUGGUAGCGUUGACGACGUUCGGGUUAAACGGCGUCGUCGUCGCGACGUCCGCGGAUGAUGAGAAUCAACUGAAGGUUGGAAGGUCCAUUGAUAUCUUUUCCAGGUUUGGCUACCUUAGCCUCAGUAUGAAAGUGGUCCCAAGAAACGAUACCGACUGGAUCUUCCGAGAACCGACCAUCGACAUCUUCGACGAUAUGGGGCGUUACCUGAUCCAACCAGCGCGUUCCCCUAGAAAACAACGUCGGGUCUUCGAUGGUGAUUUCCACAUGGAGUUCUGCGAUAACCUUAAACAGCUGGUGCAAGCGUACUUCAGAGACUUCAGUUUCGAGCUGUUGGAGCAACCGUGGAAGGCGUUCACGUCCAGUUGGAGCGCGGAAACUUUAGCUAGAAACUUGGGGGUAACCUCUGGGUUUGUGACGAAAGACUUUUGUUACGUGUUGGUGAGACUGUCGCGGUUUUGGGAUAGUGCCAAGCUGGGACGGUCGCCGCGUAGUGUUAACGUGGUGGAUAUUGUGAAGGAGGAAAUCGAUGGGAUUAAGGUGGGAGAUGCUGCUAGUGUGUUGCUGUUUAUGAAGAAGUAUGGCUCGCAUUAUAUACAGUCGUAUGUUACGGGGAAUUCAUUGUAUCAGGUGUUUGUCUUCAACAAGACGCGGUACCAUCAGAUCAAAGACCGUCUGAAGAACCAGGGUAUUUCCCAUAUAAGCGAAUCUGAGUUAAACCAGUACUUUAGCCCCUGGCAGGCGGAGCACGUCGGACUGAUCAAAACAGCCAGCGGUAAUAAAACGGUAGAGGAGUGGGCAUCCUCGAAACUACGUCAGAGUUAUUUUAUAUUUACUUAUUCGACUUUGCUGAAAUCCAAGGGUGAUUCAAGACUACUUACUAGACUGAAUAAUUUACUAAGGAACGAAGCUAUCUUGGGAAUGGACAUGAAAUCAUUAGGUGUUGUCAUCGAGGACCAAAACAAAAAAUUAUGGUUCGAUGAGGUCUUAGACAACGUGCUAAAGCUCUGGGAAAGCAACUUAUAAUGAAAAAUCUUAAAAAUCAUCUACAUUAUAACAUUUUAUGAAUAUUUUAAAACAUAUAUAAUAAUUGCGUAAUAUUUUAGUAUAGGAAGUCCAUAUCAGGCCUUUCAUGUGAUAAAUAAUGUGAUAUAUUUAUAUUACUUCUUACUCCUACAUAAUUUAAUAUGGUAUAUACACAAUACUGAUAUACUAAUACCAGUGCAUUUAAAUAAUAAGAUUUAUUUAUAUAGGUUUAUAUUGUAGCUCGUAUGUAUAUCUAAUGUCCUAAUUAUUUUUACUUAACUUAGAAGGGAAGGCAUAUUGCAUGUAUUUAUAUGAUUUUAAUUAUAGUUUCUAUUUAGUA
Messenger RNA from Anthonomus grandis grandis, 1611 nucleotides. It is a transcript of the gene tsl, whose product is annotated as torso-like protein. NCBI's taxonomy places the organism in Eukaryota, Metazoa, Arthropoda, Insecta, Coleoptera, Curculionidae. The transcript has 5 exons. The record is from RefSeq and is a predicted model, not a curated record. The coding region runs from base 207 to 1271 and encodes 354 amino acids.